Molecule: messenger RNA, 3111 nt
Organism: Amphiprion ocellaris (clown anemonefish)
Lineage: Eukaryota; Metazoa; Chordata; Actinopteri; Pomacentridae
Gene: dexi
Product: Dexi homolog (mouse)
Exons: 3
Coding region: 269-538 (89 amino acids)
Source: RefSeq, a predicted model, not a curated record
GCCAAUCACGUACAAGAGGCUUCAAAUGUCGUUUUGUGGUCGGGACUGUUUUGAUGCAGUUGGCAAAAAUGUGAGAGGGGACGUUUGGCUCUAAGAACAUCGUCAGAAGCGUGGAUUUUUAUCCAUGUCGUUUGUUUCCCGGUCAGGACGAGCCGAAAUGGAUUCCCCGGUCCCAUCACCCGACACAGGGUUCUAGCGGUGACAACAGCUGCUCCAUCCUGGCACCACGCAAACACAAGAACCCGAACAGUGGCUGUUUUUCUUUUCUAUGACAGACCCAAUUUAUGCCCAGCUAGAUUCGGUGGAAUCGCUCUUGGACGAACUCCCAUAUAUGUUUUAUCUGGGCCUGUUCUUUGUGAACGUCCUGAUCCUCUACUAUGCCUUUCUGAUGGAGUACAUCGUCCUGAAUGUGGGGAUAGUGUUCCUGCCUGAGGACAUGGACCAGGCGCUGGUGGACCUCGGGGUGCUGUCCGACCCGGCCUCUGUCCCCUACGACACGGACACGGAGCUGGAUGUGUUUGAGGGGUAUCUGGAGUGACAAGACGGUGCUGAAGGACGAAAAGAAAGUUCAGGAGGUGAUGAUGACGAUGCACAGGUGUGGUGUGAACUCUCCCUGGUCAGCGAUGGUGACAAGAAAUGUCUCAAAGCGGAUGUUGUUGCAGCCUUUUCCUCACAGAGACAUAUCAGUCAAAAAGUUGUCUCGGCUCAAAGGAAGGUAGCCUGAGAGAGAGAUUCCACACCACCAUCCAUAUGAUCAGCGAGUGCCCCAUGAAUGGAGGGCUUGCACUGGAUCAGCUGUCAGCGUGUUGUCAGUCAAAUAGCAGUCGACUCUGACUGGACACCAGGAGGUUCAAACUGGCAUCUGUGAGACGUACUUUGGACACUGCAGCAUUGAGAGAAGAAAAGGAAGCACAAUGUGCUGCAGGUGGAGAGAAGAGAGACAGCUGUUCCCUUUGGAAGAAGAGUUAAUGUCAUUCACACACAGCAGCCUGGCAUUUACACCGAAUAAUUAUCUAUGCUAUGCAGGACCUGGUAGUUAAUUCUACAAGCAAAUAAGUUGAAACCUGCCGCUUGACUCACAGUGUGAUGUCCUACGCAGUGAGACAUCUCAGAAGAACUGGCAAAGUGCAGGAAAACCGUGUCCAUUGUCAACCUGUUGUAUACUUAAUCCCUCACAGAGCAACUUGUUUUAACAGUUUGUCUUUUAGUUGUGAGUACAGAAUCUGUUUUGCAUUCUUAAGGCUUAAUUUAAAAUGUGUCUUUUGAGGUCAUCCAUACUGUAUCUCUGCAUCAGGGAUGUACACUCUCAGGAGCACAGUUAGGAACUCUGGGCGCACUGACAAGACAUAACACUGACACUGGACGUAGGCUGUGAAGAAACAUUAAAGUAUCCAGGAACAGAUAUUUCUUUGAUACAGUAUGUCUGUUUAAUCUAUGUCUGCAUUAACAAUUAGGAAAUGAAAAUGUAGCUUUCCACAAAAGUUAACAGGAGUAGAUUAAAUAUGACGACGCGUCAAAACUCAUGAAAGAAAACCUCAAAAAAGUGUUUUAGAUUUUGCCACAUCAUUCUAUUUGUUGCACAGUUUUGUUUUUAUGAUGACUUGGAGAGACAUAGACCAGACUCAGUGCAUGAUAUAAACUGUGUUUUUAAAGAAUUUGGUUUAGUUGUCAGGGUUCUGUUUUAUUGCGCUUCCUGCUGUUUACGUUGUUACAGAUUUAGAAUCCUUUUCAUCAAGUGUACGUUCUUGACAGCAAUAAUAAACUGGAUUCAAGCAGUGGGGCAGUUGGAUAGCUAUACGAAUGAGACUGUUCACAGAAUUAGGUAAAUAUUUCAUCCGUGUGCUUGCAUUGAUUGUGGAUGGGUGGAAAGGUACAGUCUGUAAAGGGAUAGAAAGAUUUAUGAGACAUUUGUAAGCUUUGAAAAUGCUGUAAAUCUGAGAAGAGCACUUAGAGCCCAGCUAAUUAACGAAAUAUUGAUUUUUUUGAGGCAAUACAGAAGAACCAGUAUUUUCUUAUACAGUAACUGUCUGAUUAAAUUCACACAUCUUGCAUGAUAAUCAUUACACUGUGGUGGUUGUCAACCAAAAUACCUGAAGCCAUAGAUACAGAUAACAUUUCAAAAUCUUUGUACAUGCAUGUUUCACCCUGUAAACAAGCUUUAGUGCAGAAUUUCAUUGUUGUAACUGAACAAACAGUACAUUCUGCUAGACAACCUCUCACCAAGAUGGCUCUGCUUUACCAUACUGACUGUUCAGAUGUCAUUUCGAGCAACACUUUGCCUCAUCAGCUCAAAUGGUUUGCUAAAUGUCACUAGAUAAUUAUCCACAGGCACACCAAGUAUUGACUUCAAGUGAAAAAGUCGUGUUGGAACUCAAGAACAUGGAUGUAAAAAGGAAAAUCACAUCUUAUUAUAAGGCUGUUCAACCAAUAUGGAGCAUUGACAGCUGAGACCACAUUCUGUUUUAUUUUUGGAUUAAGGCUGCCACUGAGAAAUGUUUUUGUUUAGAGUUGUAUGUAUAAAUCAGUUUAUCCGGAUUUUAAUUUUUUGGAAUUGUAAAACCCACAGGAUGCUAAAACUCAGGAUGCUAAUAUUCAUUAAAUAUUGUAAAAUAUGUUUGUACGGAAUUUGAUCACAAAGUAGUUCAAUCAAUACCAGCUAAGGGCUUUGUGUAGAUGAACACGAAAUGGACCAUUAUGGUUAAUCAAUAUUUGAUCAUGCUGGAAAUGUAAUAUGUGUUUUGUUUUUUUUUUAACUAAAGGUCAAUGUCAGUACAACAAGUUGGGCAAUUCAAGUACAAAAAUCGCUCCUCACAAUGAAAUCAGUGGCAAGUGAAGCCAUUUCAUGGGGAAGAUCCAAAUUUUAUGUAAAACUGGUUAUAAAUCAGUGAUGUUAGUGGCUGUUAAAAGACUGUGUCAUUUCCCAGGUAUGAUACCACACUGUGCUGGUCAAUAUCUGAUCAAUUCCGCUCACGAUAUCAUCAACAUACGACCUAAACGCAUUGUCAUUCCGCCACAUCUGCCUCUUUGCAGACACGCACAUGCUCUAAUAAGCUAUGGAUUGCAACAGAGUUUUAUUUUCCAGUGUAUUUAAUAAACUUUGAGUGAAUGCCA